AUGUUUUUGCGUAUCGUCGACAACGCCCGCGCCUUGCUGUCUCGCUCUCCCUCCGCCUCCUCCGCCUCCUCCGCUUCCUCCGCCUCCUCCGCCUUCCGCCCCUCCGCCCGCGAAGACGCCAUGGUCACCACCCGCCGCGGCGCCGACACCCAGAGUCCGCAGAUCGGCUCUGUGACCCGCUCCGCUCGCAAGAGGUUCAUUGACGACUCUGCUGCUUCGACUCCCACUCGGGACAACAAGAAGAGGAGGUCCAUCUCGACCGAGGACCAGGGCAGCCAGGAUUCAGCCCGGAGCACUCCAGACUCGGCCACCCCGGUGCGCCGCAGUGCUCGCGGCCACCCAAGCCAAGACUCUGUACCAGAAACGCCAACUGCAGAAGUAGCCGAGACGCCUAAGUCUACUCCGCAGGAUGACGAUUCCGUUUAUGGGACCCCGGUAGGAGACGACACUCCGUCCGUGUACGCGACCCCAGCCACGAACCUGCGCCCCGGCCUUCGUGGCGCUACUUGUCCUUGCCCUCCGCCGUCUGUGACACCCAAGCCCCGUACUCGCGCCCCUAGAUCAACACCUUCGAAGCCCUCCAAGUUAGCAUCUUCCCAGACCCUCGGAGACGAAGCCGAAGAAGCAACCCCAAAGGCGGCCACGAAGGACAAUGGACCUAAGCCGAACGAGACAGUUUCUGCUCCCUUGAGCACGCACAUCCGCUUCGGCAGCGAGGACCCACCCGUCGUUCCCGAACCCGCCUCUGAGCCUGCGAAGGAGCAAGUUCCAUCCUCGGCCGCCGAACAAGAGGGAGAAGAUAGCGACGAUGAGGCCCCCGAGGCCGUUACGGCCAGCAGUGCCCGCAAUCAGGCUCGCGCCGCUGAGGAGGAAGCUGCAAAGGCUGUUGAGAGGCAAGAAGCCGAAGCCAAGCGCAAGCGGCAAGAGCGUGAAACCCGCCUGCGUGAACAAGCUGCUGCAGCGAAGAAACGCAAACAAGAGCACGAGCCCAAGGAGAUCCCGGCCGACGUUGCCUCCAGCACCACCAUUCAGGCCUCGGACCCAUCGGUCCUUCUCAAGCACUCCAAGCCUGCUCACGACCUCCACAACCUCCCUGCUCUUCUUCCCGACGACCUCCUUGCCUCUGCACCGAGCGUUCGUCCGGCUACUCCGGAGUCCGAGGACAAGUCGACGCAAGCCGGUGCUACAGCCAGGAUAGAGAAGGUGAACAAGCACCUAAAGUUCUUGGAUGAGAAGCCGGUAAAGGAUGUUAAGAAGGGUCCAGUCAAGGUGCGAGUUUUGGAAAAGGGGAACAAGUUCUUGCCACCCAAGGCUUCGACAUCCGGAAGCCGCAGCGCGAGGGACACGUGGCUACAAGGCAGGAAGAAGAAGGAGAGCAAGAACGGUUCCUUCAGCGGUCUGGAGAGAAAGAAGGUGGGUGGUGGAUUCUUGAGGAAGUGA
Diplodia corticola is the source of this 1440-nucleotide messenger RNA. Its product is annotated as u3 snorna associated. The record is from RefSeq and is a predicted model, not a curated record. Gene Ontology annotation, molecular function: snoRNA binding. Bases 1 to 1440 code for a protein of 479 amino acids. Gene Ontology annotation, biological process: rRNA processing. The transcript is spliced from 2 exons. Lineage: Eukaryota; Fungi; Ascomycota; Dothideomycetes; Botryosphaeriales; Botryosphaeriaceae.